Messenger RNA from Grus americana (Whooping crane), 8144 nucleotides. RefSeq names its product ATPase copper transporting alpha (gene ATP7A). Gene Ontology annotation, biological process: monoatomic cation transport; copper ion homeostasis. Gene Ontology annotation, cellular component: perinuclear region of cytoplasm; trans-Golgi network; membrane. Gene Ontology annotation, molecular function: P-type divalent copper transporter activity; ATP binding; copper ion binding. The record is from RefSeq and is a predicted model, not a curated record. The transcript has 23 exons. Lineage: Eukaryota; Metazoa; Chordata; Aves; Gruiformes; Gruidae. The coding region runs from base 134 to 4630 and encodes 1498 amino acids.
CAGCUGGUGACGUGACGGCGCGCGGGGCGGGGCGAUUGCGUGGGGCAAAGUGCCAGGCGCGACCCCGGGCCGGGAGCAGCAGUCUGCGACGACCGGAGCCUCCGCAAUGAGAUGACUUGAGUAGAAUUUCACAAUGGAGGCAAAAUCCGUAGUCAUUGGUGUGGAGGGGAUGACAUGCAAUUCCUGCGUUCAAACCAUUGAACAGCAUGUCAGGAAGAUGAAUGGUAUCCAUAACAUUAAAGUAUCUCUAGAGGAUAAGAAUGCAGUCAUCAUUUAUGACUCAAAACUGCAGACUCCAGCAACGCUGCAGGAAGCAAUAUAUGACAUGGGAUUUGAUGCUACGUUAGCUGAUUCAAACCCACAACCUGUUUUACUUGACACUAUUUUUCUUACAAUUCCUACUCAGUCAGCUCUAACGUCUAAACAGAUUUGUAGUACGUUACUAAAGAAUAAAGGUAUUCUGGAUGUUAAAAUGUCCUCUGAUCAAAAAACUGCAGUGGUGACUUUCAUUUCUUCCAUUAUAAAUGGCAAGCAGAUUAUCCAGAUGGUCCCAGGAGUAGAUUUAAAUAUCUCUGCACCAGAGGUAAUACCUGGAACUUGUGAAGAUUCCAGCUGGUCUCAAGCAAGUAACGUUGUGCUGCGCCUGAAAGUAGAAGGGAUGACCUGUCAUUCCUGCACCAGCACCAUUGAGGGGAAGAUUGGCAAAUUGCAAGGAAUUCAGCGGAUUAAAGUGUCCCUGGACAAUCAGGAAGCUGUUGUUGUCUACCAGCCUCAUCUAAUUACAGCAGAAGAAAUAAAACAUCAAAUUGAAGCUGCGGGUUUCACAGCAUCUUUCAAAAAGCAGCCUAGACCCCUGAAGCUCAGUGCUAUUGACCUGGAAAGGCUGAGGAAUACUCAGACCAGAGGCUCUGAGACAGCACUGAAAGAAAACUCGAAUGUGAACGAUACGAAGACAGUUGUCUUCGGAAUCGAUGGCAUGCACUGCAAUUCAUGUGUCCUCAAUAUUCAGAGUACCAUAUCAGCACUCCCAUCAGUAACAAGUAUAGUUGUUUCAUUAGAGAAGAAAUCUGCUAUGAUAAACUAUAACCCAAACUUAAUUAGCAUAGAUGUACUGAGAAAAGCCAUAGAGGCAGUGUCUCCGCAGACAUUUAAAGUCAGCCUUCCUGAUGAAUAUGAAAAUGUAGCACUUUUCCCCACGCUGGCAUCUCCACUGAAAUCUCUUCGUCCACCUCUGAAGGAUGCUAGCCAGCCACUUACUCAAGUUGUUGUGAUAAAUAUUGAGGGAAUGACUUGCAACUCUUGCGUGCAGUCCAUUGAGGGAGUCAUAUCCCAAAAGGCAGGUGUAAAAUCUAUUCAUGUCUCUCUCACAAAUCGUAAUGGGACUAUAGAAUACGACCCUCUGCAAACAUGCCCGGAAGACUUGAGAUCCUCAAUAGAGGAUAUGGGAUUUGAUGCAUCUUUAUCAGCAAAGGCAGAACUACCUGUGGCAAUAGCUCAACCCUCGACCGAAGAGCAGCUGGAAUCUCACAAAACCGAGCCUCCCCCCAAAGUGUCACCCGCCCACCUUGCUAGACAAGAGACAAAGACUAUAUCGAAGUGCUAUGUCCAAGUCACAGGAAUGACGUGUGCUUCAUGUGUAGCCAACAUUGAGAGAAAUUUGAGAAGAGAAGACGGAAUACAUUCGAUACUUGUUGCCCUAAUGGCAGGAAAGGCAGAAGUGAGGUAUAAUCCUGCUGUCAUACACCCUGCAGCUAUCGCAGAGCUCAUACGGGAGCUGGGAUUUGGAGCUACCGUGAUGGAAAACUGUGGUGAAGGAGAUGGAAUUCUGGAACUUGUUGUGAGGGGAAUGACAUGUGCUUCUUGCGUACACAAAAUAGAAUCCACCCUCAUGAAGACUAAUGGUGUUUUAUACUGCUCAGUAGCUCUUGCAACCAACAAAGCACACAUAAAAUAUGAUCCUGAGAUUAUAGGUCCUCGAGAUGUUAUACAGGUGAUAAAGGAUUUAGGUUUCACUACUUCGUUAGUCAAAAAAGAUAGAUCAGCUAGUCAUCUGGAUCACAAACAGGAAAUCAGGCAGUGGAAAAGGUCUUUUGUUGUGAGUCUCAUUUUCUGUAUUCCUGUCAUGGGACUGAUGAUUUACAUGAUGGUUAUGGACAGUCGGCUUUCAGAUGCUCACGCGCAUCACAACAUGAGCAACGAGGAAAUGGAGGCCCUUCACUCCUCUAUGUUCCUGGAAUACCAGCUCCUACCAGGAUUGUCUGUUAUGAAUUUUCUGUCGUUUUUACUCUGUGUCCCUGUACAGAUAUUUGGAGGCUGGCACUUCUAUAUUCAGGCAUACAAAGCACUGAAGCACAAAACUGCAAAUAUGGACGUGCUCAUUGUUUUGGCAACCUCCAUUGCAUUCGUCUACUCAUUUGUUAUUCUUCUAGUUGCAAUGGCUGAGAAAGCAAAAGUAAACCCUGUAACUUUCUUUGACACACCUCCUAUGCUGUUUGUGUUCAUCUCGUUGGGCCGGUGGCUAGAGCAUGUUGCAAAGGGUAAAACAUCAGAAGCACUGGCAAGACUAAUUUCAUUACAAGCUACUGAAGCUACUAUUGUUACCUUGGGCCCUGAUAACGUUCUUUUAAGUGAAGAGCAAGUUGAUGUCGAACUGGUUCAACGAGGUGACAUUGUCAGAGUGAUCCCAGGAGGGAAAUUCCCUGUGGAUGGUCGUGUUAUUGAAGGACACUCUAUGGUAGAUGAAUCUCUUAUCACAGGUGAAGCGAUGCCCGUGACUAAAAAACCUGGCAAUACAGUUAUUGCAGGUUCUAUUAAUCAGAAUGGAUCGCUACUUAUUUCAGCAACCCAUGUCGGAGCCGAUACAACUCUUUCCCAGAUUGUUAAACUUGUGGAGGAGGCCCAGACGUCAAAGGCUCCUAUCCAGCAAUUUGCAGACAAACUUAGUGGCUAUUUCGUUCCUUCUAUUGUGGCUGUCUCUGUGGUUACCCUUUUUGCCUGGAUUAUAAUUGGAUUUGUGGAUUUUGAAAUAGUAGAAAAAUACUUUCUGGGUUACAAUAAGAGCAUUUCUGCAGCCGAAGUGAUAAUCCGCUUUGCUUUCCAAGCCUCCAUCACAGUCUUGUGCAUUGCAUGCCCCUGUUCUCUGGGAUUAGCCACCCCGACGGCCGUGAUGGUGGGUACCGGAGUAGGAGCUCAGAACGGGAUACUUAUCAAAGGAGGAGAGCCGUUGGAGAUGGCGCAUAAGGUGAAGGUGGUUGUAUUUGACAAAACAGGGACUAUUACUCAUGGGACUCCAGAAGUGAUGCAGGUGAAGUUUCUGGUGGAGAGUAACCAGCUACCGCAUAAUAAAAUGCUGGCAAUAGUGGGGACCGCAGAGAGUAACAGCGAGCACCCUCUUGGAGUAGCAAUAACAAAAUACUGCAAAAAGGAACUGGACUUGGAAACCCUUGGGACAUGUACAGAUUUUCAGGUAGUUCCAGGCUGCGGCAUUAGUUGUAAAGUCACCAAUAUUGAAGCAUUACUCUACAGGAAAAAUAAAAUGGUUGAAGAAAACAAUAUUAGAAAUGUGACACUUGUGAAAAUUGAGGAAAAUACGGAUGAAUCAGUGCAGUCUGCUUUGAUUAUUGAUGCUGAACUACCAACUACUGUGACUUCUCAAAAAUAUUCUGUUCUCAUUGGGAACCGGGAAUGGAUGAAUAGAAAUGGCCUCCUUGUUAAAAAUGAAGUAGAUAAAGCCAUGAUGGAGCAUGAGCGGAGGGGUCGCACAGCAGUUCUAGCAGCUGUCGAUGGAGUGCUUUGUGGCUUGAUAGCUAUUGCUGAUACUGUGAAACCAGAAGCUGAGCUGGCAGUCUACACUUUGAAGAGCAUGGGAUUAGAAGUUGUCCUAAUGACUGGUGACAACAGCAAAACGGCAAGGUCUAUUGCCUCGCAGGUUGGCAUCACCAAAGUGUUCGCAGAGGUUCUUCCCUCCCACAAAGUAGCCAAAGUGAAACAACUACAAGAUGAAGGAAAACGGGUGGCCAUGGUUGGAGAUGGUAUCAAUGACUCCCCGGCUCUUGCUAUGGCCAACGUAGGAAUUGCUAUUGGCACGGGCACUGAUGUGGCCAUUGAGGCAGCUGAUGUGGUUCUCAUUAAGGAUGACUUGAUGGAUGUGGUAGCAAGUAUAGAUUUAUCAAGGAAAACUGUGAAAAGGAUCCGGAUCAACUUUGUCUUUGCUCUAAUUUAUAAUCUCAUUGGAGUUCCCAUAGCUGCUGGUGUCUUCCUGCCCAUUGGUUUGGUGUUGCAGCCCUGGAUGGGAUCUGCAGCAAUGGCUGCAUCCUCUGUUUCUGUUGUGCUUUCUUCUUUGAUGUUAAAGAUGUACCAGAAACCAAGUUCUGAGAAACUCGAGUUCCGGGCCAGCGGCCAAAUGAGGCACAAGAGCCCAUCAGAAAUCAGUGUCUGCGUUGGGAUUGAUGAGACUGGGACAGGCUCUCCUAAACUGAGCUUAAUGGAUCGAAUCAUCAAUUACAGUAGAGCCUCUAUAAAUUCUCUCUUUUCAGACAAGCGUUCAGUGAACAGCAUAGUUCUUAAUGAACCAGAUAAGCAUUCACUUCUGGUGGGAGAUUUUGGAGAAGAUGAUGACACAGCAUUAUGAAAGACUCGUCCUUCCCCUCCUGCCCCUGCUAAGCAAAGGGAAAAAAAGCAAAACAAAACCCUGAAGCAAAAUGAAAAACCAACCAAAACAGCUGUCUAAAAGUCUGUGCAUGUACUGAUCGUUUCUGGAGGUCUUAUCAGAUGUAUUUCUUUAACAUAGAAAGCCAGUUUUUGCAGUGACUUUUCAGGGUCUUUUUUUUAAACUAGACUUACCAAAACCCAUGGUGCAGGGGCUGUUAAUGCGAGCAGGGCUGUGUUACCUUUCCAUGAAGCUUGCAGCAUAGCUUUUUUUUUUUUUUUUUUGGCAAAAUGUCAAAAUACAAUUAAGGAAACUAAGGAACCAGAAACUUACUUCCCAGCCUUAUAACAGGCUACUUUAUGCAUAGUCAAGUUUAGUACUGUGUUUAAAAAUAAUAAAUUACUGCAUCUGUGUUUGCAGAUAGACGUGCCUUACUUCGAAACUUCCAGGACCCCUCUUGUUUCCACAGCCUGCCUUCUACCAGAAAUGGUUCCUCUCAAAGACCUUUUCUUUUUACAAACAUCUGGUUCUAGCUUUUCCUACUCCUCACUUCACAUCAUCUCACCGCUUGUAAUCUGGAUUCCUGCGAGGCAGAGACAACCGAGAAGUUUUGGUUUGCUUUCUAACAUCAUACCCACAUUUAACUUGAUAGAUCCACGCCCUAGUAUGCUCCUGCUGCUAUGAUUGUCUGCUCAAAGGUCGAACAGGUUGGGAGGUUUACUCAUUCCCAGCCUCUCCUAAGCCAAAAACUCCUGCAACGUCUGAAUGUGAUGUGGUAUUAGCAGAAAUGUUUAGCUUUUAAGAAGGCAGCAGUGUAGUUAGUGCUCACUGCCAAUAUCUACUAGCACUCCUGACAUGAACCAGAAUAGUUUGGACCAGUGUUGCAUAGAUUACCUUUAAAAUCUUUACAGUUCAGUCUUUGCAGAUAUCUAACGCCAUCAAAGGGUUUAUCCGCUCCGUGGAUUGACCCAAACCUCCUUUGCUUGGGAUGCUCAGAUCUGGGCUUUGUGAAUUAAGAGACAGUCUUCAUUUGUUACUGCAGUAUCACAGUGCAGGUUUUGAUCAUUAAAUCAUUGAUAUUAAAAAUAUUCUCAGUGAGAAAUGGUGUUCAUCACCCAGUAGCCAGCUACCUGUUUGUUACUUAAUAAACCUUGUUGUUUAAGUCCUGUGCUGAGACAGCUAUCUAAAGCAAUGAGUAGGGUCGAUGAUGUUGAAUUACGUUAUGAAAGUCCAUGGAGUAAACUUGUAAUUCCAAUUUCUGCCUGCAGAGGAGAUAUACUCAGUUUGGAGUACGAUCCUCACGGUUCUUAACUCGAAGCCUGAUGUCAGUGCAGUUUGUGUAUGUAAAAAGUCCGAAGUAAACAGCUGUUGCCUUUUAUCUGAGAACUACCAGAAAAAUACUAGUGUGUGAAAACAGAAGAAUUGUACUAUGGAAUAUGUGGUUAGUAAAUCAGUAUACUCGUUAUAUUGCAGUGAGGAGAACAAUGUAAUUUGUUGCUGCCGCUAGUUGAAGAAACAAAGUCUUUCUGUUGCAGGAUUUAGGUUCUUAAUAUCUCUGCAUGAAAUAGAUUUUUUUUUUUUAAUUAGAUUAUAGCUAUAUGUAUAACUGUAGUGUUAUGAAAUGCUGAGAUACGGAACUGCAAAGCCGCUCCGUAAGAUGAUGUUCUCAGUUUUCAGCAGCAAAGCUGUUUCUUACAAGCAGUUACCUAAAACCUGUUUGAUGGUGUUAUGAUGGUGUUUAGUGCUUCAUGACCACGCAAACUGUUUCUAAACAUUUCCCUUUUCUUGUUUAUCCGCACUCCUCCUUGGUGGUGUUCUUGGCACAAUUCUGCAGGUGAAAAGGAAGUAUUUUACGUAUUUUUGCCUGGAUUGUGCUGACAGAUGGUCUUAAUCAUGUGGUGAAGACAGAAGGCAGAUCUUGGCGUGCUUUUCGGGGGGAGUCCCACUACUACUGGUGCUGCCCCAGCCCCCGGUCACGGUAUAUAUGGCGUGUGAAUGACGGACACCAUGCUCUUACUGCAGGAAACAGAGCAGUGAUUGAGGGUUACAUUCCUGGUUGGUAGAUAUGCAGAAUGAAGAAUUCGUUAAAUUAUUUCCAAAUUGAUUUUUAGAGCACUUUGGCUUUGAUCUUUUGCUGUCCAAAUUGUACGUAGGUAGAAUGCUGACAGUGGAAUGCUGGCUUUAUCACCAACUUUUCCCCAAUGCAGAUGUUUUCUCCAGGUUUACCAUUUUCUAUGAAACUUAGCAUUUCUUCCAAUUACAGCAAAUCAAGGCUACUUUUCAAAACCAGGAUACUGAAUGAGGUGCAGAGGUGAUUAUCAGGGAGUAAGGAACGGGAAGAUGCCAGCUGAGGGGGAAUGGGCUGUAGCCGCUUGUAAGUACAGUCAGAGGAUCAGACUCUGGAGAGGGGAGGUAAGCUAAAGAGCAGUGUUAGCCCGAGAAUGGAAGGGCGUAGGGUGGUGGCGAUAAAUCUAGGCUGGAAUUCAGAUGGAGCUUUUCACUCUAUCAGGUAUUAUGUUAUGAGACAGCUUCUGUUAGAGCUACUGUGGGUGGAGAGCAAAUUGCUCUGGUGUUCCUGCAAGAGGCUGGUAUGAAGUGGUGCCAGCGAGGGCAGUGGUCAGAACUGCUGACCCAGGAAUUCCCUUUCAAUCCAGUUUUCCUCCUUUGGAGAAUCUGUCUGGGCUUGUCUUUCAAACUUGAAUUUAGCACGCGGUGUGUGUGAGUGAUGUAGAGCUGAUUAAGAAAUUCAGAGUCCAGAUCUUUGAAAACAGGUUGUCUGUCCAACUCCCCCCCCAAAGGUGUGGUACUGACUUCCAGAAUGGUUAUCUUGUGAUUAAAAUAUUCUAUAAGGUGCUUUAUGUUGAAGAACCAAAAUAUUUUUCAGUUUGAAUGUACAGUGCAAGUGAAAUAAUGUGGGAGCCAAAUGUUUUCCCAAAUGUAAAUGUUUUAAUAUGUAAAUAUGUAACUCCUGUUGGAGAGAGUUUGGAUUCAGGAAUUCAAAAUAUCACUUGGAAACACAUAGUUACAAAUGGAAUUGUAUUACUAGUUUGUCUAUUUUAUUGUUUUCUGUAACUAGCUAUUUAUAAAACCUGUGCUCUAUUUAAGAAACAAAGUAUAUAUGCUUGAGGCUUUAAAGAUUGCUCUUUGAAUCUUACCAAUAAACUUUUAAAGAGUAGACACUUGAAAUUUUAUAUGAAAAAGAAUGUGAAGCUGACAAGACACAAUGGAAGCAAGCAAACAUUUUUAUUUAUUAAAAACUAUGUUUAUUUUUUUGCUUAGAACGUCCAACAAAAUGUUUUAAACUUGAGAUUUUUUUUUUUUAUUGUUUCGGUAUGAGGAAUGGAGAAAUGGAUGCUGUUGUGGAAUGUUAAUUCAGUGCUGUUACAUUUCUUUACAUCUAGAAACAUGUAGUCUCACACUUCCUAUUCUUUUAAGACCGUGCCUCCAUCGUUAUAAUGGCAAGUAUAAGCUAUAUAAUAAAAAUGUAACAUCCAAA